UUCUUAGACUUCAUUUUCCUUCGAACCUUUGACUUUCCGGGAAAAAGUUUGUGAAGGUGUAAUUUUUCUUGUCGAAGGAGGAGAUGAUAUCGGUUUUUGUGGCUCAUAAUAAAGCAAUGGCGAGGCUCAUUGGGUUGCUGGUUUUCAUCGGAUUUGUUGGAGCUUUGGUGUACUUCAAUGUUUUCACACAUCAACUUGCCCAUGCUCAACUUCAAAUCAGAGCUCGACCUCGACGAAUUCUGAUGGAUACCGACGUCGAUAUGGAUGAUUUCUUCAGUCUCUUCUAUUUGUUGAAGGAAAAUACAUCUGAAUUCAACUUAGAGGCAAUUACACUAAGUGCAAACGGAUGGUGUGAUAGUGGACAUGGCAUAAAUCACAUAUAUGACCUUUUAUUUAUGAUGGGUCGUGAUGAUAUUCCGGUUGGAGUGGGGGGUGAAGGUGGUAUUUUACCAAAUGGUACCAUUCUCCCUGAUGUGGGUGGUUAUCUUCCAAUUAUUGAUCAGGGCACUUCCACUGCAGGUGGUUGCAGAUACAGACAAGCAAUACCAAUGGGUGCCAAAGGACUUUUGGAUAUCGACACUAUGUACGGUUUACGUAAAGGGUUUCUUCCACAGGGUAGCAGGGGAUACUCUCCUCUUGAGCAACCUACUGCACAACAAGUGAUGAUUAAUGCAGUAUCUGCUGGUCCUAUAACCGUGUUUCUUUUGGGUACACACACAAAUUUUGCCAUUUUUCUUAUGACAAAUCCUCAACUGAAGAAAAAUAUUGAGCAUAUUUAUGUCAUGGGUGGUAGUAUUUGGCCACACUGUCCAAAGAAGAACAACUCCAGGCCAGAAGAGUGUGGUAAUAUUGGCAAUUUGUUUCCAGGCGAUGACAAUCCAUAUGCAGAAUUCAAUUUCUUUGAAGAUCCUUUUGCUGCAUAUGAGGUAUUGCAUUCUGGUAUUCCAGUUACACUGAUUCCACUGGAUGCAACAAACACCAUCCCUAUUACUGAGAAUUUCUUUAAGGCAUUUGAGCAAAAACAGAAUACUUACGAGGCACAAUACAGCUUCAAAGCCAUGAAGAUGGCUCACGAUACCUGGUUCAACAACCACUUCCAUGAGAAUGUUUUCAUGUGGGACUAUUUUAUGGUUGGUGUUGCUUUAUCGAUCAUGCGUAAUUCAGCAAAUGAUAAUGGAGAAAAUGAAUUUGCUGUUAUGGAGUAUACGAACAUCACAGUGGUUACUUCAAAUGAACCUUAUGGAAUAUCAGAUGGCUCAAAUCCAUUCAAUGAUGGCUCUACAACCUCAAAGUUCAAGAAUGGUGUGCAUAGUGGUCAUGUUCAGACCGGAAAUCGAGAUCCAUUUUGCCUUGAGAAGAAUCAGAAAGGGAGAUGUAAGGAUGGUUAUACAAUGGAGGUAACUGGUCCAGACUCAGUGCGUGUCCUUGUAGCUACAGAAGCUAAAAGAAAUCAAGAUGCUAACAGUUUGCUUGACAGAGAAUUUUAUAAAAGCUUCUUGGAUGUUAUAAGCCGUCCUCAGCAAAGCGGGCGGUUUAACAUAUCAACACAGUUUCCUUACUAUGGGGAAAUAGUUUACAAGCCAGAUUUUGGAACAAGAAAAAAGGGGAAACCAUUUGUUUUUGACAUGGAUAUGAGCACAGGAGAUUUGAUAGCUCUUCUAUAUCUCCUGAAAUUACCAGUGGAACAAAUUGACCUCAAGGGAAUAUUGGUAAGUCCAAAUGGCUGGGCAAGUGCUGCAACAAUUGAUAUUGUAUAUGAUGUACUACAUAUGAUGGGUCGGGAUGACAUACCAGUUGGUCUUGGAGAUGUAUUUGCAAUUGGCCAGAAGGAGCAAACCUUCCCUCUUUUUGGAGACUGCAAGUAUAGGAAGGCUAUCCCACUUGGUGGUGGUGGUUUGCUGGACUCUGACACACUUUAUGGGUUCGCUCGUGACUUGCCUCGUAGUCCUAGAAGAUACACAGCAGAAAACUCUGUAAAAUUUGGAGCUCCUCGAGAUACGGAUCACCCUGAAGUUAGGCAACCAUUAGCAUUAGAAGUUUGGAAAUCAAUUGUAGAUUCAACAGAUCCAGGAUCUAAGAUUACUUAUUUGACCAAUGGACCCCUGACUAAUCUAGCCCAAGUAAUCUCUUCAGAGAGAGCGAGUUCAGUGAUUCAGGAUCUAUGUAUAGUUGGGGGGCACAUUGACAACAAGACAGGAAAUCUCUUCACUGUUCCCUCAAAUGAAUUUGCAGAAUUCAACAUGUUUCUUGACCCUUUAGCAGUAAAGGUGGUGAUGGACUCAAAGCUCAAUGUCACACUCAUUCCACUGGGUGUGCAAAGGAGUGUUAGUUCAUUCAAUCAUGUUCUUCAAAGAUUGGAGCACAAGAAUCAGACCCCUGAAGCUGCAUUUACCCAAAAUCUACUUUCAAGGCUAUCACAAUUACAACAAAAGAGUGACAGAUAUCAUCACAUGGAUACAUUCUUGGGUGAAAUCCUUGGUGCAGUGGUCUUGGCUGGUGAUGAUCCUCUUUUGAACCAAGCAUUCCAACACAUGCCUCUCAAGAUCUUGGCUAAUGGUGAUGUGAAGAACGAUGGACAGAUUGUCAUUGAUGAAAAACAAGGAAGAUUAGUGAAAGUACUUAGAAGUGUGAAUACUACGGAAUAUUAUGACCAUUUUGCAGAUGUGUUGAAUAACCAAAGUCAGUCUGCUAGGAUUGGAAACUUCGCUGAGCAGAAAAGAAUAUGGACCACACCACCAAAUAGGUUUCUGUAAUAGGUGCUUCCCUUACUGGGCUAAUGCUUCUGAUCUUUCACUCGAGUGGAUUCUCGUCUCUGGAUGUGGGGGAACUACUGAGCAGCAUAGAUUUUGCUUUAGUGUUUGCAUUAUUUUUUGGCGGCUCUUUUGGUUGGAUACCAUUUUUGAUCUCAGGCUCAGGUGUUUAUAUUUUUAUGAAUAACACAUGCUUAACAUACAUCUGUUGCAUAAUAAUGUGCGUGGACUCACGUCUACUACAGAUAUAGCAUGAGCAUCCUUCUAGUAUUAUCUAAAUUUAAUAAAAUUGGGACUGUUGGAUUCAGAAUGA
Messenger RNA from Vitis vinifera (wine grape), 3063 nucleotides. Its product is annotated as nucleoside hydrolase 3. The record is from RefSeq and is a predicted model, not a curated record. Lineage: Eukaryota; Viridiplantae; Streptophyta; Magnoliopsida; Vitales; Vitaceae. The transcript has 13 exons. Gene Ontology annotation, molecular function: hydrolase activity, hydrolyzing N-glycosyl compounds. The coding region runs from base 84 to 2753 and encodes 889 amino acids.